This is a messenger RNA of Capronia epimyces CBS 606.96, 1593 nucleotides long. RefSeq lists its product as uncharacterized. Lineage: Eukaryota; Fungi; Ascomycota; Eurotiomycetes; Chaetothyriales; Herpotrichiellaceae. Gene Ontology annotation, cellular component: ERMES complex; SAM complex. The coding region runs from base 1 to 1593 and encodes 530 amino acids. The record is from RefSeq and is a predicted model, not a curated record. Gene Ontology annotation, biological process: mitochondrial outer membrane translocase complex assembly; phospholipid transport; protein insertion into mitochondrial outer membrane. The transcript has a single exon.
AUGAUCGACUUCAUGGACUACGUUGUUCAAGCGUUUGGAGCGGCGACCGACUGGAAUCCGGACAACAGCUACUCAUUCUUGACCGCGACCUCCGACGCAUUACUGUCCUUUCAGACUCCCUCGACUCUAGCAUUGCAUGUUUCUUCUCUGAGCACACCGAAUUUCGCGACCUCGUAUACGUUGUCGACAGUGGGACAGAUAGAUGGUUCAAUAUCAUACCUUUACUCUACGGUUCCUCUUGGACACAUACCUUCGCAAGCGCCGAGCAUUCCACUAAAGUAUCUGGUGCGAGGUUACAGGGAUAUCAGACUCCCAAUUGUACUGGAUGAACAGAGACGGGGGGCUGGGUUUGGGUCAGGGUCAUUAGAGCAAAAUGAAAAAGAAAGACAACGAAAACCCACAUUGCUACAUGCAACACUUGCUCUCCCACCGCCGUCAGUCCUUACAGCACUUUAUGCGCGGCGUGUCAAUCUCGAAACUCUCCUUUCACUAUCACUAUACAGUAAAUCUGUGACGACGCCUGCUCUGAACUCUGGGCCUCCACCAGCGGCAGUGCUCGCCCAUGUCCAGCGCGACACCGGCCGAUACUCAAUUGAAGGGCUCGGGUCGACUGACAACGCUCUUCUAGGGGUCCGGGGCCUAUGGAAUUUUGGCCUGUCACCGCACGUCGACGAGGGUGGAGCUUCAAUUCCUAUACACUCGCCCGAGACUGAUCUAGUCGGCGGUUUCACUGAGUUUCCAUCUGGCCUUCCACUCCCACCCUACACCGACACGCGAGCCUUGUAUCGUAAUCGCCUGGCUUCAAAGCCAUCCUUGCUGUCCGCCGGCGCAGAGUUCUACUACAGUCCUUUCACGCAUGUCAUAGGCCUCUCGACAGGUCUCCGUUUCACAACGUUGGCACCUCUUAUCACGCCUUCGGAGUCCCCCUCACGCUCGAGGACAGAUUCUGUGUUUUCUGGCAAACCACUCGCCGGGACCUCUGCUUCUCUAUUGUCCACAGCAGGCAAUACGCUUCUGACGCCAUCCAACAUCUCACACUCCUCAUUCCCAUACACCAUGACUCUGACCUUAACACCCCUAACCGGCUCCAUCUCCUCGACAUAUUCGGUGCGCCCUACACCGAAGCUCGCUCUAUCUUCUCAAUUCGACUUCAACUUCUACUCCUGGGAAUCGCGGUACGUGGUUGGCGGCGAGCUAUGGCGGCCUUACCGCAGCAGUUCGGCUUCGGUUUCGACUUCGGCUCCCAUCGAGUCUCAACAAAACACCUCUUCCACCGGCGCAGACGGGCUUUCAUGGGUCCGGACAAAGACCAAGGACUGGUUCACACCGGCCGAACAAGCGCUUAAAGAUGAACGCGUGCAGCGUGAGGAGGAGAACGUCCUGAAAUUCCGAGUCGAUAAUUCUUGGAACGUCAAGGCCCUCUGGACAGGGCGUGUCAAGAGUCUGCUCGUCUCGGCCGGAGUCAGCGUGAGCCCUGCCACAAAGCACCUAUAUCCAGUAAGUCCGGCCGUGGGGAGCGCAGUCGGGGAUCCAGGCACGAAUGUAAAGCGGUGGACUGGCUCGGUUGGCGUGAGCAUCGCCUACUCCACUUGA